CCCUCCGCCUCGCCGAUGUCCCACCUGGAUGAAGGCGUUGGCCUGGAUGCACUUGGCAUCCUCCACGGUCACGCGCAGCCCGCUGGCCGUGGCGAAGCACGUGGCGUGGUCCUGGAAGUGCACGGCCCGCAGGAGGCUGGAGAGGUGCCGCGCGUUGUCCAGGCUGGCGGACAGCACGUAGGGCUCGCCGCUGGCAGGCGGCGGCGCCGAGAACGGCAUGUCUGGAUGCCGGGAGAGGAGGGACGGGAGCGGGGCGGGACGGAAGGGGCGGCGCAGGAAGCGGGAGCGGAGGAAGUUGCGAGCUCAGGAAGGGCGGGAGCGGCGUGCGCGGCGUGGGGCGAGAUGGCGGCGGGGAAGAGGAAGCGUGAGGCGCUCCCGCCGGGAAAGGGGAAGCGCGCCAGGACCGGCCCCGGCGCGGCAGAGGCAGAGGCGGCCCCGGCCGGAGCCCCGCAGGAAUACAGCAUCCCGCCGCCCGUGUCCCAGGGUAAAUGGAAGAAUAAGGAGCGAGUGCUGAUAUUCUCCUCUCGUGGAAUUAAUUUCAGAACAAGGCACCUAAUGCAAGAUUUAAGAACAUUGAUGCCUCACUCUAAAGCAGAUACUAAAAUGGACCGUAAAGACCAGUUAUUUGUAAUUAAUGAGGUGUGUGAAAUGAAAAACUGCAAUAAGUGCAUCUUUUUUGAAGCCAAAAAGAAACAGGAUCUCUAUAUGUGGCUUUCAAACACACCACAGGGACCGUCAGCUAAAUUCUUAGUGCAGAACGUUCACACACUGGCUGAAUUGAAGAUGACAGGAAAUUGCCUAAGGGGCUCACGGCCCCUCUUGUCUUUUGAUCCAAUAUUUGACAAGGAGCCACACUAUGCCCUGCUGAAAGAAUUGUUUAUUCAGAUAUUUAGUACACCACAGUAUCACCCCAAAAGCCAACCUUUUGUCGAUCAUGUUUUCACCUUCACCGUUACAGAUGAGAGGAUCUGGUUUCGGAAUUACCAGAUAAUAGAAGAAGAUGCAUCUCUAGUAGAAAUUGGGCCUCGUUUUGUCCUGAACCUCAUAAAAAUCUUCCAAGGUAGCUUUGGAGGACCAACUCUGUAUGAAAAUCCUCAUUACCAGUCCCCAAAUAUGCAUCGUCGGCUGAUAAGAUUGUCAGUGGCAGCUAAGUUUAGAGAGAAACAGCAUGUGAAAGAAGUGCAAAAGGAGAAGAAAAAAGCGAGUAAGGUCCUUGUUAAAGAAGAUCCUACCGAAGUGGUCUUUGAAACUCCAGCUGAAGAAAAGCCAGUGGAAAUACAGCUUGUGAAACCAGAGUCAAAGCCAAUUGUUAAAGAUAAAAAGAAACUACGCAAAAUUCAGAGGAAGAAACAAAAAAAGCUAUUCAGAACUGAAGCAUCAGCAUAAAUGUUGCAAGGGUGGAAACUAGCUAUAUUGACAUAAUAUUGUAAAUAAUUGUUUCUACAGGCAAAACUAUUUGGAGUUCAGUUUUAAGUAAACAAAAUAUCCAUUUCUUUA
Messenger RNA from Pseudopipra pipra, 1497 nucleotides. RefSeq names its product biogenesis of ribosomes BRX1 (gene BRIX1). The transcript is spliced from 10 exons. Gene Ontology annotation, molecular function: rRNA binding. Gene Ontology annotation, cellular component: nucleolus. Gene Ontology annotation, biological process: rRNA processing; ribosomal large subunit assembly. The record is from RefSeq and is a predicted model, not a curated record. NCBI's taxonomy places the organism in Eukaryota, Metazoa, Chordata, Aves, Passeriformes, Pipridae. Bases 16 to 1386 code for a protein of 456 amino acids.